Molecule: messenger RNA, 1122 nt
Organism: Penicillium maclennaniae
Lineage: Eukaryota; Fungi; Ascomycota; Eurotiomycetes; Eurotiales; Aspergillaceae
Exons: 1
Coding region: 1-1122 (373 amino acids)
Source: RefSeq, a predicted model, not a curated record
AUGGUCAACAUCACCGCCGCCGGGGAUGGCAUCACCGGCGGCUAUACGGGAAACUCCCUCGGCCUCAAAAUUACUAUCGCAACUUUGGCCGGGGUUACUUGGUAUAAUGCCUUUGAACUGGUAAUUCUAAUUUUUGUCACCUUCGCCCAGUAUCGCGGUCUUUACUUCUGGAGUCUUCUCAUUUCAUCCUCUGUCGGCCUCAUCCCCUACUCGCUCGGCUUCCUGCUCAAAUUCUUCCGCCUCACUGAUGCAACCUGGCUGCCAGUAACCUUGCUCACCAUAGGCUGGUGGUGCAUGGUAACUGGCCAGUCCAUCGUGCUUUACUCGCGCUUGCACUUGGUGCUGUCAAACCAUCGGAUACUGCGACGCGUCUUGACCAUGAUCCUUGUCGAUGCCGUCGCGCUACACCUUCCAACUACCGUCCUUACCUUCGGCAGCAACAUGGCUCCCGAUAAUGCCCGACAACCUUAUAUAACUGGAUAUAAUAAAAUGGAAAAGAUCCAGAUGACCGGCUUCUGCAUACAAGAGUUCGUCAUCUCAGGUCUCUAUAUCUGGGAAACUGUUCGCAUGAUACGACUCGAUCCGGACCGAACCAAGCGCAAGAUUCAAUACCAGCUCAUUUUUAUCAACUUUGUGAUCAUCGCGAUGGAUCUGGGGCUGCUAGUUGUCGAGUUCAAAAACUUCUAUAUCAUGGAGACCAUGCUCAAAGGCGCCGUAUACAGCAUCAAGUUGAAACUCGAGUUUGCUGUCCUCGGCAAAUUGAUACACCUCGUCCACAACCAUGUAUGGAAAGCAGACUCCUUUUCCGGUCCAAGCGAGCUCCCUGACUUUGUGGAUGCCACCCGGGUUACGUCCGACCUCACACAUGCGGCCCCUACCUUCAGUCGGGGCCGAGGACCCUCGUGGAUGGACGCCGAUGACAUCUCCAUUGCCAUGUUCGAGCAUUCACCCGCGGUGGAUGCCAAUGGCGUACUUUUGGACAUUUCCAAUUCUUGGAGCAGCGAGACACGCAUUAAUCACGGUGACCAUAUCACCAUCGACUUCAUCAACCCGUUCUGUCGAUAUCAGAGCUGGCAGAGCAGGUCUUCCAAGUUGCCUACCACUCCAGAAAAACAUGGAUGA